Molecule: messenger RNA, 1318 nt
Organism: Helianthus annuus (common sunflower)
Lineage: Eukaryota; Viridiplantae; Streptophyta; Magnoliopsida; Asterales; Asteraceae
Product: meiotic recombination protein DMC1 homolog
Exons: 15
Coding region: 144-1175 (343 amino acids)
Biological process (GO): DNA repair; chromosome organization involved in meiotic cell cycle; DNA recombinase assembly
Cellular component (GO): condensed nuclear chromosome; nucleus
Molecular function (GO): DNA strand exchange activity; ATP-dependent DNA damage sensor activity; ATP binding
Source: RefSeq, a predicted model, not a curated record
GGGUGUGAAAAUUAUUUUGGCUGUGUGUGAUUAGCAUGAUCCAUAAAUAAUCCCCUCAAUUCAUCUUCCAUUUUCACAAUUUCAAAAAGCAUAACCGUUUUUCCCUCUCAAUCUCACUCCACAGUUCACAUCUCAAUUCGAAAAUGCAAUCGUUCAAAUCGGAAGAACAGAGCCACUUGCAGCUCGUCGAACGUGAAGAAAUCGAUGAAGAAGAAGAUCUGUUUGAAGCUAUUGACAAGCUGACUUCUCAUGGAAUAAAUGCUGGAGAUGUGAAGAAGCUGCAAGAUGCAGGAAUAUACACAUGCAAUGGCCUGAUGAUGCACACGAAGAAGAACUUGACUGGUAUAAAAGGUCUGUCUGAGGCUAAAGUUGAUAAAAUCUGUGAAGCUGCUGAGAAGAUAGUGAACUUCGGCUAUAUCACUGGAAGUGAUGCUCUACUAAGAAGAAAGGCUGUUGUCCGCAUCACUACUGGAAGUCAAGCACUUGAUGAACUUCUAGGAGGCGGCAUUGAAACUCUGCAGAUAACAGAAGCUUUUGGCGAGUUUAGGUCUGGAAAGACGCAGCUGGCUCAUACUCUCUGCGUUACAACACAGCUUCCUACUAGCAUGAAAGGAGGAAAUGGGAAAGUUGCUUAUAUAGAUACAGAGGGAACUUUCCGACCUGAUCGUAUUGUACCCAUUGCUGAACGAUUUGGCAUGGAUGCUGGAGCCGUUCUUGAUAACAUUAUAUACGCACGCGCAUACACAUAUGAACAUCAGUACAAUCUGCUCCUUGGCUUGGCAGCAAAGAUGUCUGAAGAACCGUUUAGACUACUGAUUGUUGAUUCUGUCAUUGCACUGUUUCGAGUGGACUUCACUGGAAGAGGAGAACUUGCAGACCGCCAGCAAAAGCUGGCUCAGAUGCUCUCCCGUUUGACCAAGAUUGCUGAAGAAUUCAAUGUAGCAGUGUAUAUGACAAACCAAGUGAUAGCUGAUCCAGGUGGCGGGGUGUUCAUAUCCGAUCCAAAGAAACCAGCAGGAGGUCAUGUUCUUGCUCAUGCAGCCACUGUGAGAUUAAUGUUUAGGAAGGGUAAAGGUGAACAGCGCGUCUGCAAGGUCUUCGAUGCACCAAAUCUCCCAGAAUCAGAAGCUAUAUUUCAGAUAACACCAGGAGGAAUUGCAGAUGCAAAAGACUGAAGUUGCUGCUGCAUUGGUACAUGCCUAGUUUUUAAAUAUGUUUUAUGUUUAUAUUUCAUAUCAGUUGGCUACUGAAUACAUAUUCCAUUUUAAGUACACAUGGUAAUGAUCCGUUCCGUUAAUAAAUGAGUUUUUAUGGGUAA